Cetraspora pellucida is the source of this 2913-nucleotide messenger RNA. NCBI's taxonomy places the organism in Eukaryota, Fungi, Glomeromycota, Glomeromycetes, Diversisporales, Gigasporaceae. The record is from the annotation of a GenBank genome assembly.
AUGAAACCAAAAAUUUUAGAACCUCUCGCAUCAGGCUCUAGAAUCGUUAAAGCAAAUAUAUCUUUAUCAGGGCUAUCCUGCAUGAGUUGUGUCCAGUCUAUUGAAAAUGCAUUACGAAGGCUUCAAGGUGUAAUAGUACCUUCGAUACAUGUUUAUCUGUCUACAAACAACGCCAUUCUUGAAUUUGAUGAAUCAAUGACCAAUAUAGAAAAAAUUAAAAAAGUCAUACAAGAUCUUGGCUAUCAUAUUGAAGACAUAGUUACAGAAGAGUCGUAUGUUAAAAUUGUCAACACUAAUAAUGACACAAAUAAUAAAAACAAGAAUAUUGUUGUAGACAUAACAGAAAAACCAUCUUCCACAAUUCAGGGAAAUGAAACAACAACUGUACUUACAAUAGGUGGAAUGUCAUGUGCUUCCUGCAUAAAAACUAUUCAAUCAGCUGUUGAAUUAGUUCCUGGAGUAGUAUCCAUAAAUAUUAAUUUGCUUACCACUCAGGCCACUAUAAAGCACGAUCCAAAUCGGAUUGGCCCACGUGAUCUUAUAACUAAAAUCGAAGAACUUGGUUACGAACCUCAAUUGUAUAUAAAGGGUCCUAAUAAAAAUGGUAACUCUAUGCGCCAAAAUGCCGAGAAAGAACAGAGAAAGAUUAUGAAAAGAUUUCUCAUUUCUUUAAUUUUUGCUAUUCCAACAUUCUUCAUAACUAUGAUCUUCAUGAUGGCAUUACCAGAAACAAAUUCCGUUCGUAUGGCUUUUGAAUAUCAAAUUAUUCCUGGUUUAGAAGUUAAUACUUUAAUACUAUUUAUCUUCGCCACACCUGUCCAAUUCAUUCUCGGUUAUCCAUUCUACGUAAAAGGAAUUCGUUCAAUUUGGUAUUCUCACCAAGCAAAUAUGGAUACUUUAGUGGCUGUUGGCACAACUGUUACUUAUAUCGGAUCAUUGCUUAAUGUAUCAAUACCAAUUGCACGAAGGAGAAGUGAGCCAGGUCAACAAUUUUUUGAAACUAGCAUAUUUCUUAUUACAUUUAUUUAUCUUGGAAGAUGGUUGGAAGCAAGAGCAAAGGGUAAAACUUUCGAAACUAUUACAAAGUUGAUGGAGUUACAGCCAGAAAGUGCAACUCUCUUAACAAUCACUCUUGAUAAGAACAACCACGAAGUUGUUGAAGAGCGUGAAAUCAGUUUGGAACUUGUUCAAGUUGGUGAUAUUCUUAAAGUUAAUACUGGUGCACGGAUUCCAUGUGAUGGGAAAAUAUUUCGUGGUGCAACAUCCUUGGACGAAUCCAUGCUCACGGGCGAAUCAAUCCCUGUGACGAAACACGAAGAUGAUGACGUAAUAGCUGCAACAAUCAACCUAUCUUCUUCAAUUUGGAUAAAAGCUACACGUGUUGGUUCUGAUACUACUAUUUCGCGUAUUAUCGAUCUUGUUCAACAAGCUCAAUCAAGUAAAAAGGCACCAAUUGAAUCUUUGGCUGACAAAAUAGCUCAAGUAUUUGUCCCUGUAGUAAUAUCAAUUGCUAUUCUCGAUUUCAUUUUGUGGUUUUCUCUUAUUGCUACGGGCAAAAUACCAACCAGUUGGAUACCCGAAGGUGAAAACCCUGUAAUUUUUUCUCUUUUCUUUGCCAUAUCUAUUAUGGUAAUUGCUUGUCCUUGCGCUAUGGGUUUGGCUUCCCCUACUGCCAUUAUGGUUGGUACUGGUGUGGCUGCCAAUCUUGGUAUCCUAAUUAAAGGAGGUGGCGAAGCUAUCGAAAAGGCUUUCCGAUUGAAUACUAUUGCUUUUGAUAAAACUGGUACUUUGACUUACGGAAAACCUCAAGUUGUUGGCACCAACAUUUUAUGUGAAAAACAAAACUUUGGUCUUGAAAAUGGUGAUUCUCGAAACGACUUACUAUUAUUGAAAAUAAUUAACCUCAUAGAAAAUGCAAGUGAUCAUCCUUUAUCAAAAGCCUUAACCCAAUAUGUUAACGAAACUUUAUCAAAUGAGGAUUCGAUAACUAGUCAUAUAACUUUGGACUCUGUUAAGGAAGUUAUUGGUAGAGGUCUUAAAACUCAAAUAACCAUUCACAGUACUGUACCUUUAACCUAUAAUGUCUUUAUUGGUAAUGAGGAAUGGUUAAAAGAGAAUGGUUGUAUUUAUCCACCUUAUGCCACUCAAGAACAAGCAAACAAACUACUAUUAGAAUGGAAAAAAUUGGGUUAUUCAAUUGUUCUCGUUGGUCUCUCACUCAAUGUUUCUGAUGAAAGUCAAAAAGAAGCUGUAGAUCCAGGUUAUAUUUUAGCUCAAUUUGGUAUAGCGGAUACACCAAGACCUGAUGCUGAGAAAACUGUCAAAUUAUUAAAAUCUCUUGGAAUUCAAGUUUGGAUGAUUACUGGUGAUAAUAGCAUAACAGCAAAAGCUAUAGCCUCAAAACUUGGAAUUGAAAAUAUUUUUUCCGAAGUUACACCUGAAUUAAAAGCUGAAAAAGUCAAAUGGUUGCAAAAUCAUGGUCGUACCAUUUCACAUCAUAAUAAAUACUUUAAUUUUCUUUCAUCAAUUCAAGCUAUGUUUCAAAAAAGUUCUUACAAUAAUCAAAAUGAAAUUUCAUACGAUAUUGAAGCAGUAAUAUCACAGCCAGCAAUUGUUGCAAUGGUAGGUGAUGGGAUUAAUGAUUCACCAGCAUUGGCACAAUCAGAUUUACCAAUUUCUAUAGCAAAUGCUACGGACGUGGCGAUUGAAUCAUCAGCUGUAAUACUUACAAGAUCAACAUUAACUUCUUUAACUACAUUAAUAUUGUUAUCAAGGACAAUUAUUUGGAGAAUUAGAUUAAAUUUUUUAUGGGCAUAUAUAUAUAAUUCUUUAGCUAUACCAAUUGCAGCAGGAGUUUUGUUCCCAGCAACUAGAUUUGGAUUGAGACCAGAAUUGGCAAGCUUGGCAAUGUAG